This is a messenger RNA of Toxorhynchites rutilus septentrionalis, 1404 nucleotides long. RefSeq lists its product as uncharacterized. The transcript is spliced from 8 exons. The record is from RefSeq and is a predicted model, not a curated record. Gene Ontology annotation, molecular function: isomerase activity; carbohydrate binding. Lineage: Eukaryota; Metazoa; Arthropoda; Insecta; Diptera; Culicidae. The coding region runs from base 370 to 1263 and encodes 297 amino acids. Gene Ontology annotation, biological process: carbohydrate metabolic process.
GGUGUAACAGUAAAGUUGUGUUGAUAUAGUUCAGCGGUAACCGUCGAAUUCGGAUUCCUCACCAUCCAUCAUCCUCAUUCUGUCCGGUGUUGCGCUCCAGUGCAGACACUUGCUCAUUUCGUGAGCCCCUCUGGGUCAACCGUUUAUUUCUGUCUCGGAUAUUCCAAGGUUCAGGAAGUGGUGCUGGUAAUUAGUGUGAACCAAAAAAAAAGCGGAUUACUAGCCGAAAGCACACGGAUAGUGUGCGUGUAUCAAGUGUUGAAACGUCGUUAGUGUUGAGAUUCCCGAGUGAAUCUCGUGCAACCACUGGCAAGGUGGUUGGAAGAUCUAUUUCCCGUAACACGAUCGUAUAGCUAAAACCGGGCGUAUAUGUGUGAUCAGGCUAAACCCCGCAAGAAAAAGGAAAAGUUCCAGUACAACAAAUCGAUUAUGGCUGCUACCAGCGUUGUUGUUCUGGAUCGUGGCAACAAUACGACCUGCACUAUAAAUUUGCACGGUGCAACAGUGGUGUCUUGGCGCGUCAACAACCAGGAACAGCUGUUUGUGAGCAAAUUAGCAGUAUUUGAUGGGAAGAAGGCAAUUCGAGGAGGCAUUCCAUUCGUAUUCCCACAAUUCGGUCCCUGGAACUUUGGCCCCCAGCACGGCUUUGCGCGGGUUGUAAGAUGGACACUCGAGCGCGCUCCAGAACGUUUGCCAAGUGGCGAUGUGGAAGCCGUGUUCAGCCUUAUGGACAACGAGAUCACACGAUCAAUGUGGAACUAUUCGUUUCGUAUCACAUACCGUUUGAUUCUACGGGAAAAGGAGCUGCAUUUCCACAUCGGCGUGUACAAUCCCAGCAAGGAUCUUACAUUCUCCUUCAAUCUACUGCUGCACACAUACCUAAAGGUUCCUGACGUCCGACGGUGUCAGAUCACCGGACUACACGGGUGUACAUUUAUCGAUAAAACUAGAGAUGGUGCUAUUUACCAGGAAGGCCGUGAUGUAGUGACAAUCAACGAAUGGACGGACCGAAUCUACCAACACACACCCCAGGAGCACAUUAUCACAAACGUGGUGUCCGGACGAAAGAUGCGGCUGCAAAAGUAUAAUUUUCCUGAUACUGUUGUGUGGAACCCGUGGAUGGACAAAGCCCGGGAGUGUCAAGACUUUGGUGAUGAUGAAUACCCAAACAUGGUUUGUGUUGAGGCUGGUCACGUAUCGACUCCCGUCAUCCUUCUGCCCGGAACCGCAUUUGAGGCGAGCCAAAUACUUCAGGUCAUGUGAGUAGAAACCCAGGGAGGUGCUGUGACCCGCAGUAAAGGUUCCUCCCGAGCAAAAUCCAAGAAAAACCAGCAGCAACAACAGCAACAACAGCAGCAAGCACAACAGCAGCAGCCACCAACUCAGCAACCGAAUCAAACCCAG